Messenger RNA from Anastrepha obliqua, 903 nucleotides. RefSeq lists its product as uncharacterized. The record is from RefSeq and is a predicted model, not a curated record. NCBI's taxonomy places the organism in Eukaryota, Metazoa, Arthropoda, Insecta, Diptera, Tephritidae. The coding region runs from base 1 to 903 and encodes 300 amino acids. The transcript has 4 exons.
AUGGAAUGCUGCAACAUUUACAAGAACAAUAAAAACAGUAACGAACACUAUCGGCAAGCGAGCAACAGUAGCGGACGCAAAAUGUUACCCUCUAUUGUGAUAUUUCUUUGCGUUGGACUAUUACCGGCAGUUAUAUGUUUUGAUGGGUUGCAGGGUCAAUCUAUUAAGGAUGCCUUUGGCGAGUUCUCACUGACGGACAUGAUCAGCGUACAAUCGCAAGGUAUCGAAUAUGAGGAGGCCGAUGAUGGCUUUCCCUCGUAUAAGUUUUUCUCCACAUCAGAUGUUAAAUCAUCAUAUCGAGUCUUACUGCCGGAAAAACUCUACGAAUUUGCGAUACUUGUCAAAUUUCUUCCAAAUAGUCCCAAAGGUGGCUACCUCUUUAGUGUAGUCAAUCCUCUGGACACUGUCGUACAAUUGGGCUUACAUCUAUCGCCAGUGAUUAAAAAUGUCUGGAAUGUUUCACUGCUCUACACCCAAUCGGAUCAAAAUUCUAUCAGUCGGAAAUUAGUCAGCUAUCAAUUGCCUUACAGGGGCAAGGAGUGGACAACACUUUCUUUUCAGGUACUCGGCGACAAGGUGCUCUUCUACUACGAUUGCGAAUUGAAUAAAACAACAUCGGUGGUAAGAGAACCACAGGAGUUGGUCUUCGAUUCUGCAUCAACUUUAUAUUUAGCACAAGCAGGUCUCAUACUCACCGGGCACUUCGAGCUAGCUUUUCACCACUGGCGCUUCCGCACGAAAGAACAAAGCUAUUUACUCAUAAUAACAGCAGCGCCAAAGAAACGUACACCGACAAAAGCCAUACAAUGCGAAGUUACAUGCCAGAAAAUACUGGUUUUCACGUUGAGUGCGAGUGGGGUAGAAAGAGAGGGCGACACUGAGGGUGGUGCACCACGCUUCUAA